UAUAAAAAGAUAACAUUGAGGCGACAUUUCAGAACGACGUUUAGUUGAGGGGUUUACAUACAUUUUUACCAAAACGAACGAAUAAUAAUAAAAUAAAAUAUUAAAACCCUCAAUUAAAACUCCCCAAACUCGAUCUUUAUCGCUUCCUCUUCUUCUUCUUUUUCUUCUUCGUCGUCGUCCUCCUCCUCCAACAAUGGCGGCGGCGCUGCGUCGAAACCCUAGAUUCCUCCUCCUCCUACCUCGCACCCUCUCCUCCUCCUCCUCCUCCUCCUCCUCGUCCUCUUCCAUGGCCGAGCCCACGUCGCGGAUCAAAUCCGCGAUCCGCUCCGCCGCGGACCCCGAGCGCGUCGCCGACAUCUUCCUCUCCGCCGCGCGCUCCCCGGCCUUCUUCGGCGACCGCCCCCUCUUCUUCCUCGCCGUAGGCCGCCUCUCCGCCGCGCGCCGCCCCGACCUCGUGGAGCGCCUCCUCGAGUCCUCGCUCUCCGACCCCCUCGCGCCCUCCGCCUCCGAGGGCUUCCUCGUCCGCGUCCUCACCCUCUACUCCCGCGCCUCCAUGCUCGACCACGCCGUGCGCACCUUCUCCCGCAUCGCCUCCCCCGUCCCCGACCGCGCCCUCUGCGCCCUCCUCUCCGCCUACUUCGACAACCGCCGCACCGACCUCCUCCGCGAGGCCUUCGACCGCGUGCCCGCCGAGCUCACCAUCGCCCCCGGGGUCGCCUCCUACAACGUGGUCCUCAAGGCGCUCUGCUUCGACGGCGACGUCGACGCCGCGCGCAAGGUGCUCGACGAAAUGCCCGAGAGAGGAGUGAGCCCCGACAUCGUCUCCUACAACGAAAUCCUCAACGGCUAUCUCAGGAAACAAGACGAGGUCGCCUUUGACGAGUUCCUCAAGCACAUCCACUCCAAAGGCCUCAACCCUAACAUAGUCACCUACAACUGUAGAAUCUCCCUCCUCUGCGCCAAAGGAAGGACCUUUGAGGCCGAGGAGCUUCUCGACGCCAUGAUCUCGAAGGGGAUAAACCCAAAUCGCAAAACCUUCAAUGCCCUGAUCUCUGGGUUCUGCAGCGAAGGCGAAGUGGGCGCGGCCGCGGCGGCCUUCAAAAGGAUGAAGGAGAUGGAGAAUGUGUCGCCGAACUUCGAGACGUACAUAAUGCUCAUUCGCGGGCUCGUCGGGAAGGGAGUGCUCGGCCCCGCAGUGGAGAUCUGCAAGGAGUGCUUGGACCGGAAGUGGGCGCCGCCGUUCCAGCCGGUCAAGCGGUUGAUCGACGGCCUGGUAGAGGAUUCGCAGGCGGAGAAGGCGAAGGAUGUCGUCGCGAGGAUGAGGAAGGCGGUUAAGGGCAAUGCCGCCGAAGAGUGGAAGAAAAUUGAAGCUGCAUUUGCUUUCUAAGUUGUCAAAGUUACUAUUGAGUUAUGUUAUGAACAUGCCAGAAUUUACUAGUGACAGAUAGAUACAUUAACUCAUUCCGAUCACUUUUUGUUGACUGAAUUUCACGAUGACCGUGAUUUGUGUCAUUCGAUGCAAUUCUAGUAUUGAAUGGUAUCCAAUAAGUUAUUUAUGUUGAUUUAGAUAGUGAAUAUUUGCAUGAAUUAGAAGUCAUCAUUUUUGUGGGUUUA
Ananas comosus (pineapple) is the source of this 1614-nucleotide messenger RNA. RefSeq names its product pentatricopeptide repeat-containing protein At1g61870, mitochondrial-like. NCBI's taxonomy places the organism in Eukaryota, Viridiplantae, Streptophyta, Magnoliopsida, Poales, Bromeliaceae. Gene Ontology annotation, molecular function: protein binding. The transcript has a single exon. The record is from RefSeq and is a predicted model, not a curated record. The coding region runs from base 194 to 1387 and encodes 397 amino acids.